UAAGUGACAACCUGGAGAUUGCAUGUCGACAAACGACGUCGUACUAACCCACCUGAUCUCCCCCGCGCGUUAUACUCUGAAGCCCGCUCCCAUCUGUUUCGAAACAACCAAUACCAUUGACUCUCUUCCACCACUUGCCCGUCUCAGCGCGUGGCGUAACGAUAUCAGACAUACAAUUCUAUUUUGUCUGUACUUAAUGUUAAAAUUAUUUGUCGGUUUUGGUUUAAUCUUCCGUUCCGUUUCUUCUUGAUUUAAAUAGCGUGGGAAUUGAAGAGAGGGAAAAAAAAGCUAAAGCAAAGAUAAAGUUGUCUGUACCAUCUUUCUUUUUAGUUCUAAUUCAAAACCUUUUUUAUUUUUUUUUGGUUCAAUCAGAUAAAGCAAUGGGAUUGUGGGAAGCGUUCCUCAAUUGGCUUCGAAGUCUCUUUUUUAAGCAAGAAAUGGAGCUAUCCUUGAUAGGCCUUCAAAAUGCUGGAAAAACAUCUCUUGUGAAUGUUAUAGCUACUGGAGGAUACAGUGAAGACAUGAUCCCAACGGUAGGAUUUAAUAUGAGGAAAGUGACUAAGGGAAAUGUAACAAUAAAGUUGUGGGAUUUAGGAGGUCAACCAAGGUUUCGCAGUAUGUGGGAGCGAUACUGUCGCGCUGUUUCAGCUAUUGUUUAUGUCAUCGAUGCUGCUGAUUAUGAGAACUUGCAUGUCUCAAAAAGUGAACUCCAUGAUUUGUUAAGUAAGCCCUCACUAAAUGACAUCCCAUUACUGGUUCUGGGAAACAAGAUUGAUAAACCAGAAGCCUUGUCCAAAGAGGAUCUGACGGAGCAAAUGGGACUGAAGUCUAUUACUGGUAGAGAAGUUUGCUGCUACAUGAUUUCGUGUAAGAACUCUUCAAACAUUGAUUCAGUUAUUGAUUGGCUGGUAAAGCAUUCAAAAUAUAAAAAUUGAGUGAUCAGCUCCUGUAGCUUUGAGCUUGUGUUGGCUUCAUUUAACCGACUGAUCAGAGUAGUGAAAGUGACUUAAGUUGUUUGCCUAAUCAAAGGUUUAUUAAUGUGUGAGCGUUGUCUUAAUUUUUGUCUAGUCGGCUUCAUUCAUAUAUUUCAUUAUUUGGGUUGGCAUUAGAAAUUGGGAAACAGUAUAGAUGUUGGUGUGAAUUGCGUUGUAAACUUGCUAUUUGAGCUGCGUUUUCAAUGAAAUAAUGGUUCUAAUGCAUUUA
Molecule: messenger RNA, 1203 nt
Organism: Mangifera indica (mango)
Lineage: Eukaryota; Viridiplantae; Streptophyta; Magnoliopsida; Sapindales; Anacardiaceae
Product: ADP-ribosylation factor-like protein 8a
Exons: 6
Coding region: 381-935 (184 amino acids)
Biological process (GO): protein transport
Molecular function (GO): GTPase activity; GTP binding
Source: RefSeq, a predicted model, not a curated record